CUCCGAUCUGGCACCGAUCUAGACAUCUUUUAUCUGUAUAGUCUCUCGUCACUCUUUUCCUUGCCCAUUAUUACCCUCUUUUACCGGCUGGGACCACGACAGCACAGUCCAACACUGCCUCCACCCAAAAUCGCCCGCAUUUGCAUGGCUUCCGCACUCCUUACUGCCGUCGACUCAACCUCGCAUAUACACCUCAUAGUCGGAUCUAAUCCUCUGGCCGGAGCGCGAUGCACGCGCUCAAUUGAGGUUGGCGCGAAACCCGUUCUCGUCGCGCCCGAAGAUGCUUCUCUUCACUAUGGCUUGAUAAAGCGGAUAGAGGAAGGCGAGGCUGAGUGGAUGAAGAGGGCGUUCAGAGACAACGAUUUGACAACUCUCGGUCGGGACGAGGUAGAUCGUGUCGUGGACGCUGUCUUCGUGACAUUGGGGGGCAAGAACCCACUGAGCGCACACAUUUCCAACCUAUGCAGGCGACUACGCAUUCCCGUAAACGUGGCCGACGCGCCUAACCUCUGCACCUUCACACUCCUCUCUACUCACUCCGACGGGCCCCUCCAAAUCGGCGUCACAACCUCUGGCAAGGGCUGCAAGCUCUCUGCUCGCAUCCGCCGCGAGAUUGCCUCUUCGCUCCCUUCACACCUAGGCGCCGCCGUGGAGCGCCUGGGCACAAUACGCCGCCGGAUAUGGGAAGAAGACCACGCGGCAGAGCUGUCCAUGGACCUAGAAGCGGAGGAAGAAGACGGCGGGCAGUCAUCCUCUUUCAACAAACUCAUAACCCCCGAAGACAUCGAGGCCGCCAAAACCCGGCGCAUGCGCUGGCUCGCCCAGAUCUGCGAGUACUGGCCCCUCCGCCGCCUCGCCGCGAUCACAGACGCAGAUGUCGAAACGGCGUUGCGCAGCUACUCCACCUCUUCCACCUCCGGAAUAUCCACCACAGCUAUAGACAAUAGAAAGAGGCGCGGCCGAAUCAUCCUCGCAGGUUCCGGCCCCGGCCACCCCGACCUCCUCACCCGCGCAACCCACAAAGCCAUCCUCGCCGCCGAUCUCAUCCUCGCCGACAAACUCGUCCCCGCCCCCGUCCUCGACCUCGUCCCGCGGCGCACCACCGUCUACAUCGCGCGCAAGUUCCCCGGCAACGCCGAGCGCGCACAGGAAGAGCUCCUCGCUAUGGGGCUCGAGGGCCUGCAAGCCGGCAAGAACGUCGUGCGGCUCAAGCAAGGCGACCCCUACAUUUACGGCCGCGGCGGCGAGGAGUUCGACUUCUUCCGCGCCCACGGCUGGGCGCCGACGGUGCUGCCCGGCAUCACGAGCGCGCUGAGCGCGCCGUUGUUCGCCGCCAUCCCCGCGACGCACCGCGCGGUCGCGGACCAGGUGCUUAUCUGCACGGGCACGGGGCGGAAAGGCGCGGCGCCAGACCCACCGGCGUAUGUGGAGUCGCGGACGACGGUGUUCCUGAUGGCGCUGCAUCGGCUGGCGGCGCUGGUGGAGAGCUUGGUGGACGAUGACAGGGAGAAGGGGUGGCCGCGGAGCACGCCAUGCGCGGUGCUGGAGCGGGCGAGCUGUCCGGAUCAGAGAGUCAUCAGGACGACGCUGGAGUUUGUGUGUGCAGCCGUGGAGGAGGAGGGCAGUCGGCCGCCGGGGUUGCUGGUUGUGGGCAAGGCGUGUGGGGUGCUGUGGAGUGGGAGCCAGAGGUGGGUUGUGGAGGAAGGGUUUAAGGGGCUGGAUGAUGUGGAGGAUGGGAUUGGGGAGUUGAUGAGUGAGUUGGAGAUUGGAGAGGGCGUAAGGCAGGGGUAGGUAGAUAGGGGGAAUUUCGAUACCACCAGAUAUGUAAAUAUAUGGAUUACUUCAAG
Mytilinidion resinicola is the source of this 1847-nucleotide messenger RNA. Its product is annotated as siroheme synthase. Gene Ontology annotation, molecular function: uroporphyrin-III C-methyltransferase activity. The transcript is spliced from 2 exons. Gene Ontology annotation, biological process: siroheme biosynthetic process; sulfate assimilation. The coding region runs from base 145 to 1791 and encodes 548 amino acids. The record is from RefSeq and is a predicted model, not a curated record. Lineage: Eukaryota; Fungi; Ascomycota; Dothideomycetes; Mytilinidiales; Mytilinidiaceae.